AUGGCACAGGCUAGAGAAGAAGCAGGUGACAGCCGCAUGGUGUCUGGUCGGGAGCCAUCAUCACAUACCAUCAGAGUGUCUGUCAAGACCCCGCAGGACUGCCAGGAAUUUAUGCUGGCAGAAAAUAGCAGCGUCCGUCACUUUAAGAAACAGAUCUCCAAACGCCUUCACUGUGACACUGACCGACUAGUGCUUAUCUUCACCGGAAAGAUCCUCCGGGAUCAAGACAUACUGAGCCAACGUGGCAUCCUUGACGGAACUACGGUUCACUUGGUGGUGAGGACUCGUGUGAAAGGAACUCUGCCCAGUCCUGGAACUCUGCCAGACCCCACAGGCCACUGCACACAUCGUUCUGAACCCUCCAGCUCUGAGAGUGCUGGGAUGCUAGCCAGGCUAGGCCAGCUAGUCCGGAGCUCACCUGAUCUGGCUGACUUCUUUGGCCAACUGGCUCAACUCCUAAUGGCUGCACCUGAACCCGUAGUGCAGUUCCUGGAAGACCCUCUGGUUCAAGGCCUGGCAAGUGAGAAACCAGCCAAUACCAGCCAUGUUCCUGAAUCCUCAAGGCCAGUACAGAAACCUGAACCAGUUCCUAAGGCUCUAGAAAACUUGCAGAGCCCAGCCCGGCAACAGGAGCUCCUGCAGGCAGACCAGCGGGGACUAGAGGCCUUGAAGGCAGUGCCAGGUGGUGAUAAUGCCAUGCGUCCGGUUGGCUCUGAUAUCCAGCAGCUCAUGCUCUUUACUCUGGCCCCACUGGUUGCUUCCAAAGGCCACAACCCAGGUUCAGAACUUUGCAGAGAAGAGGUCAAUGCUCACAGCAGUACUGACACCACCACUGCUGUCCCCACAGCCUCCACCUCUGCCAGGCCAUUGAUGCAGGAGGUCAGUGCAGGAGUAGCUGCUCAGUCCAGGGGCAUGUUCUCAAACCAGGUCAAUUCAGGGUGCAGGACCGGUAUGCCGGACUCAUACUCAGGUCAGGAUCUUUCCCCUGAUGAUGGCCAGCAGCCCAUAGGGAAAGCCACUUUAACCAGUCAGCUGAGACCCUCACCCUCUGCCUUGCGUAGAGCUUUGCAUGUCCUCCAGCAAAAUCCAGCUCUGCUACACCAGCUGGCCACUGGCAGCCCCCUGCGACAUCAUAUACCACUUCUUCCCAUCCUCACGAACCCACGAGCACUGCAGGCAUUGAUACAGAUAGAAAAGGGCCUGCAGAUACUGUCUAGGGAGGUGCCUGGGCUGGGACCUUGUUUAUGGGGCCCAGGUAGACCACAUGGGGCUACAGGAGCCCCUGAAACCAGGGGUGGAGGACAGGGUCACAGAGCCGACCCUGUGCAACCCACUUUGGCCGUUCUUCAGCUCCUUCAUGCACUGGCCAAUGCCUGCUCUCAGUCUACCCAAUCCCCACUCUUCUCAUCCCCUCAUACUGAAGGCCGCUACCAGCAAGAACUGGAGCAUCUGAAGGCCAUGGGCUUUGCUAAUCAUGAUGCUAACCUGCAGGCCCUGAUGGCCACAGGCGGAGACAUCCAUGCUGCCACUGAGAGGCUGCUGGGGGAACCAGAGGCUUAG
Pteropus alecto (black flying fox) is the source of this 1560-nucleotide messenger RNA. Its product is annotated as ubiquilin-3. Lineage: Eukaryota; Metazoa; Chordata; Mammalia; Chiroptera; Pteropodidae. The coding region runs from base 1 to 1560 and encodes 519 amino acids. The transcript has a single exon. Gene Ontology annotation, cellular component: cytosol. The record is from RefSeq and is a predicted model, not a curated record. Gene Ontology annotation, molecular function: polyubiquitin modification-dependent protein binding. Gene Ontology annotation, biological process: ubiquitin-dependent protein catabolic process.